Molecule: messenger RNA, 2808 nt
Organism: Vicia faba (fava bean)
Lineage: Eukaryota; Viridiplantae; Streptophyta; Magnoliopsida; Fabales; Fabaceae
Source: the annotation of a GenBank genome assembly
AUGGAUAAUAACUUAUUGGGUCAACAACUAGUUGGAUCAGAUAUUCAUGGAUUUCACACAUUGCAAGAGCUGGAUGUUGCGAGCAUUAUGGAGGAGGCAAGAACAAGAUGGCUUCGCCCUAAUGAGAUUCAUGCCAUGCUUUGCAAUCGCAAGUAUUUCACUAUCAAUGUCAAGCCAAUGAAUUUGCCCAAAAGUGGUACUAUUGUAUUAUUUGACCGUAAGAUGCUUCGGAACUUUAGAAAAGAUGGGCACAACUGGAAAAAGAAAAAGGAUGGAAAAACUGUUAAGGAAGCUCAUGAGCAUUUAAAAGUUGGUAAUGAAGAAAGGAUCCAUGUAUAUUAUGCACAUGGUCAAGAUAACCCAAACUUUGUCCGUAGAUGUUAUUGGCUGCUUGAUAAGAGUCUGGAACACAUAGUCCUAGUUCAUUACCGUGAAACACGGGAGGUUUGUCUUCAAGGAUCUCCCAUCACUCCCGUAAAUUCAAACUCUACUUCUGCCUCUGACCCUACUGCACCAUGGAUUUUGUCGGAAGAAAUAGAUUCAGGGACCAAAACUGCAUAUGCUGGUGAUAUUAAUAACAAUAUAACAGUCAAAAGUCAUGAACUGAGGCUUCAUGAGCUUAAUACACUUGAAUGGGAUGAGCUAGUUGUUACAAACGAUCUUAACGCCUCAACUGUACCUAAUGGAGGAAAAAAUCCAUAUUUUGAUCAACAAAAUCAAAUUUUACCAAAUGACAGUUUUAGCAAUGCAGCCAGCAAUGCAUCUACAGAAGUUCGUUCUUUCAAUAUUUCAACUCAGCCAAUUCCAGGGAGCUACAGUGUUCCAUUCAAUUUUUCCGAAGGUGUUACUCUUCAGACAAUUGACAAUCAAGGAAAUCAAAAUGAGUCGAGGAACCAUCCUAUCCCUUCAAGUGGCAUUGAUUCCUUCAACACUUUGGUCAAUGACAGAUUGCCUGUCUCUUCAAGUGGCGUUGAUUCCUUAAACACUUUGAUCAAUGACAGAUUGCAAAGUCAGGACAGCUUAGGAAUGUGGGUGAACCCAAUCAUGUCUGGUUCCCCUUGUUCAGUUGAUGAUUCGGCUCUUGGAUCCUCAGUUUCAUCCGUAGUGGAUAAUCAGCAACUUUCCCUCCCAGAACAAAUAUUUAAUCUCACCGAUGUGUUCCCUGCAUGGGUGUAUUCCACAGAGAAAUCAAAGGUCCUAGUGACUGGACUCUUUCAAAUAGACUAUCAGCACCUCUCAAAGUCCAAUCUAACAUGUGUCUGUGGUGAUGAAGUCGUUCCUGCAGAAAAUGUUCAGGAUGGGGUAUACCGAUGUUGGGUUCCACCGCAUACUCCAGGAUUCGUGAAUCUCUACUUGAGCUUAGAUGGCCAUAAUCCUAUCAGCCAAGUUGUUCAUUUUGAGUACCGUACUCCUGUUUUGCACGAUCCAAUUGCUUCUGUGGAAGAAAAGGACAAUUGGGACGAGGUUCAACUUCAGAUGAGGCUUGCUUAUUUGCUCUUUGCUAAACAACAAAGUCUUGAUGUCAUCUCUAGUAAAGUAUCAUCUAGUAGAUUAAAGGAGGCAAGGGAAUUCUCCUUAAAGACGUCAUUUAUUUCCAAUACUUGGCAAUACUUAAUGAAGUCAACUUUAGAUCACAAAAUUCCAUUUUCGCAAGCAAAAGAUGACCUGUUUCGAAUUGCAUUGAAAAACAGAUUAAAGGAAUGGCUUUUGGAAAAAAUUGUUUUAGGAUGUAAGAUUACUGAAUAUGAUGCACAAGGGCAAAGUGUCAUCCAUUUGUGUGUAAUUUUGGGAUAUACAUGGGCGGUUACUUUAUUUUCAUGGUCAGGCUUGUCGCUAGAUUUCCGGGAUAAAUUUGGAUGGACUGCUCUUCAUUGGGCCGCAUAUUAUGGCAGGGAGAAAAUGGUUGCAACUUUAUUAUCAGCCGGGGCAAAGCCAAAUUUGGUCACAGAUCCAACUCACCAAAACCCUGGUGGAUGUACUGCCGCCGAUCUUGCUCACACGAGGGGUUAUCAUGGUUUAGCAGCUUAUCUUUCGGAAAAGUCUCUAGUUGAGCAGUUCAAUGACAUGAGCUUGGCUGGAAAUAUCAGUGGCUCACUGGAAACUAGCACGGAUGAACCAGUAAAUACCGAGAACCUUACCGAGGAGCAGCUCUACCUGAAAGAUACAUUGGCAGCUUACCGGACAGCUGCUGAUGCAGCUGCACGCAUACAAGAAGCAUAUAGGCAGCAUUCCUUAAAAUUACGAACGGAGGCGGUUGAGUUUUCCAGCCCAGAAGCCGAAGCACGCAAAAUAGUUGCAGCAAUGAAGAUUCAGCACGCCUUCCGCAAUUUUGAGACCAAGAAAGUCAUGGCUGCUGCUGCUCGCAUACAAUAUAGAUUCCGUACAUGGAAGAUUCGUAAAGAUUUCCUCAACAUGCGUCGUCAAGUUAUCAAGAUUCAAGCUGCUUUCCGGUGCUUUCAACAACGGAAACAUUAUUGUAAAAUUCUUUGGUCAGUUGGUGUUGUUGAGAAAGCAGUGCUACGUUGGCGUUUAAAGAGAAAAGGCUUCCGUGGGCUCCAGCUUAAUACCGCAGAAGCAGAGGAAGAUCAGAAUAAGCAAAGUGAUGCAGAAGAAGAAUUCUUUAGAACUGGUAGGAAACAAGCUCAAGAACGCGUUGAGAGAAGUGUAAUACGAGUGCAGGCUAUGUUCCGUUCUAAGAAAGUGCAAGAAGAUUACAGGAGGAUGAAGUUGGCACUUAAACAAGCAAAGAUGGAACGGGAAUUCGAAGAGGUGAUUAGUACUGAAGUUGACAUGGGAAUGAAGAGAUAG